AUGGUCUGGGAAGCGCAAACAAUAACGGAAUGUCUUUUCUAUCUUUGUGCAGAAUUAGGAUUAGUCAUUACCAGCACUCUUUCUAGCAGAGAAAGAUUACAUGGGUGCACCCACGCUACGAAGUUUGUUGGAUUUUCCGCAAGAAAGCAUCAGGACUGGUUUGAUGAGAAUCGACCUGGUAUUCUUGAUCUUUUGCAAACAAAAAAUAAAGCUCACAAAAACAGGCUCUGCAAUCCAGACUCACCCAGUCUUAAUCUUGCAUGGAAAGAAUCACGUACAAAGGUUUGGCAUGUGCUGCGUUGCUUGGAAAACGAUUGGUGGAUAAACAAAACUAGGGAAAUACAGGGAUUAGUGGAUACAAAAAUACGUAAAGAUUUUACGACUCUCUCAAGUCUGGCCCAGCACUCUGUUCAUCCAGUCAAGUCAAAAGAUGGUCUUGCAGUGAUCAACAAUUUUGAGGAAAUCGUGUUACGCUGA
Helobdella robusta is the source of this 477-nucleotide messenger RNA. RefSeq lists its product as hypothetical. NCBI's taxonomy places the organism in Eukaryota, Metazoa, Annelida, Clitellata, Rhynchobdellida, Glossiphoniidae. The record is from RefSeq and is a predicted model, not a curated record. The coding region runs from base 1 to 477 and encodes 158 amino acids. The transcript has 2 exons.